AUGGUGACAGCAGUGGUACUUAUUGUAGAAUGCAUGAUGGCUCAAAUGAUGGUGAAAGUCAGCAAGCUCCUCACAACAUGCAUAGUGUUGGCAGCAUUAAUGAUAACUGUGAUUUGUCCAUUAGUUGGCUUUACAUUAUCAUUACAUAGCAAACAAUAUUCAGGAGCUAUUCCAGUCCUCUUUAAUACGUCAAGGGACUCCCCAUGGCCUUCUGUUGGGAGGCUACUCUGGAAAACCUCCAUCGCAACCACCAUUUGGGCAAUUUCGACGGAGAGGAACUUGAGGAUUUUUAGAGGAACCAAAUGUGAAGUUCCUGGUUUAUUCCACACAAUAACCUCUGAUUUGGCCUUUUGGGAUUCCAAUCACAAGGCCUUCAAAGGGCUUCCAGUCUCCUCUUUCAUAUACCAGUGGAGGGAAAUCUUACAAACCCAGUUGCCCAGGGUGCAUAGACCGAGCAAUUGGUCUGCUCCCCCGGAGGGCCACACCAAGCUGAAUUUCGACGGGUGCUCCUUGGACAACCCAGGUCUGGCCAGAGUAGGUGGGGUCUUCCGCGGCCACCUCGGCACUGUUUCAGCCUGCUUCUCCGAAAACAUUGACCACACAGACUCCCAAAUGGUAGAGUCCAUGGCACUGCUAACUGGUCUCAAGCUUUUUAACCCCUCCUGGCCUCAACCACUCUUAGUGGAAGGAGAUGGAAAAAACGUCAUAUCCUGGGCAGCAGGCUUUGGCCCCCUUCCCUGGUACCUGGCUUCGUUCUUUGAUGAGAUUUCUCACGUUUGCAGAGAUAUCACCGUCUCAUGGAAGCAUAUUUGGAGGAAAUCCAGCGACAUGACGAAUCAUCUAGCUAAAGAUGGAGCGACAUCUAAUAUCUCAGGCCUAUGA
Messenger RNA from Amborella trichopoda, 882 nucleotides. The record is from RefSeq and is a predicted model, not a curated record. Lineage: Eukaryota; Viridiplantae; Streptophyta; Magnoliopsida; Amborellales; Amborellaceae.